AUGGAUCCCAGAUUGAGUGCCCAGGAUAUUUUGCGCUGUACUCUGUGUGAUACUCCUAUCCCACUGAUGUACUGCGUCUUUUGUCAAGUCAAUCUCUGUAAACUCUGUGUUGGAGAACAUCUUUCAGAUUUAUCUACAGAACAUAAAGUGGUGCCCUUUAACCGAAGAGGUUUUAUUCCUAAAUUGCCGAUUUGCCGAGAUCAUGAAAUGAAACACUGUGAACUUUAUUGUGAAAACUGUGACAUUCCUGUCUGCUUACUUUGUGUAUCUUCCGAUAAACAUCAAGGGCAUAAAAUAUCAAACACUUUGGAAAACUUUUCUUCCAGAAAAGAACUAUUGAAGAAAGACUUAAAGUUAUUAGAGGAAGUUAUAAGCCCCAAAUAUGAAAAAUUAGUAUCAGAAUUAGAGAUACAAGAAGGAGUUAUUGAGGAAAACUACAACGAACUGACGUUAGCUGUAGUUAAACAUGGAGAGGACUGGCGCAGACAUGUGGAUAUUGCUGUCAACAAUCGCAAAUCUGAAAUUGAAGAAAACAAGACAAAACAUAUAUUUGCCCUUAACAAACACAAA
Saccostrea cuccullata (small rock oyster) is the source of this 570-nucleotide messenger RNA. RefSeq names its product E3 ubiquitin-protein ligase TRIM36-like. The transcript has a single exon. The annotation marks the transcript as partial. The record is from RefSeq and is a predicted model, not a curated record. NCBI's taxonomy places the organism in Eukaryota, Metazoa, Mollusca, Bivalvia, Ostreida, Ostreidae. Gene Ontology annotation, molecular function: zinc ion binding.